This is a messenger RNA of Clavispora lusitaniae ATCC 42720, 798 nucleotides long. RefSeq lists its product as uncharacterized. Gene Ontology annotation, molecular function: protein kinase binding. The record is from RefSeq and is a predicted model, not a curated record. NCBI's taxonomy places the organism in Eukaryota, Fungi, Ascomycota, Pichiomycetes, Serinales, Metschnikowiaceae. Gene Ontology annotation, biological process: signal transduction. Gene Ontology annotation, cellular component: nucleus; nucleotide-activated protein kinase complex; cytoplasm.
AUGACUUGUGUGUCCCUACUAACGGUUAGGCCCGCUUCUCCUGGAAUAGAGUCCGUGGUUGCGACGGGAAGCUUUGAUGACUGGGCACAAAAGGACGGCGUUUUGACGCCUUCUUCCUCGGGCAACUUUGAAGCCGUGGUCAAGCUUCCCGCGCGCGAGAGAAUUGUCUUCAAGUACGUUUUGAACGGCUCGGACUGGGUCACCCACCCGGAGCUCAAAACCGUUCUGGAUGAGCAUGGCAACUUCAACAACUUUGUCGACGCUGACGAGUUGACUGCUGUGGAGGAGUUUGUACGUGAACCCACCUCAGAGGCUUCAGAGGCUGACGAGGUGUCGGCGUCUUCCGGCUCUGCUGGUGCCAAUGUGGCUGACGCCCAAGAGGCGGAAUCCAAUGAAAAAGACAAGGACGACAAGGACGACAAGCCCGAGGACAAGCUCACGCACGUGCUGACGGCCGAGUCGCUGUACGCGUCUGUGUCGAUCCCACCGUCGUCGGACUCAGCGUACGAACACGUGUCGCAGGACAGCGACGAUGAUCCGCACGAGCCCGACGGUAAGCCGAGGCGUCGUAACGCCCCCGAAGACAUCACCCCAACUGCCUCCCGUGCCGGAACAAGACCCCAGCAACCCCAAGACGAGGAGGUUACCACUCUUGGCGCUCACUCUUGCGAUAGCUCUAUUUCUGGCCGGGCUCUCCAGCCAGACAGUGAGACUGUGGAUGCGCUGACUCCCAAGCGCAAGCCUAUGGAGCGCCGCCGCGACGGGUUCAUGGGCCGGUUGAAGAGCAUAUUUCAAUAG